CAAACAGUCAAGCAGUAACCAAAUAGUUCAAAAAUGUUCAAGUUCGUAGUUUUGGCCGCCACUUUGGCUUACGCGUCAGCCGGAAUUUUGCCACACUCCGUGGUAGUGCCAGCCGGCGAGGUUGUACACAGGAGCGUCCAAGAGCAAACUAUCGUUGACCCCCCCAAAGUGCAAGUAGCCGUCCAUGCCGCCCCCGUGGUUCACGCAGAGCCUGUCGUCGCCGUCGCUAAGGCUGCUCCCGUGGUUGUCCCAGCUGGUGAGGUAGUCCACAAGAGCGUCCAAGCUUCGUCCAUUGUUCAUCCGUCGCCAGCAGUAGUACAUGCUGCCCCAGUUGUACAUGCUGCGCCUGUCGCCUAUGCUGCUCCGGUAGUCCAUGCCGCGCCGGUGGUCCAUGCUGAACCCGUCGUCGCUGCGUAUUCAGCACCUGUGGUUCACAAAUCCGUUCAAGCUCAAUCUGUUGUUCACGCAGCGCCAGUCGUUCACGCCGCUGCUCCAGUAGUACACGCAGAGCCUGUUGUCGCUGCUUAUUCUGCACCGGUGGUUCACAAGUCCGUUCAAGCUCAGUCUCUUGUCCACUCUGCUGCUGCCGUCCACGCCGCUCCAGUCGUGCAUGCCGCUCAUGGUGCCUUAUGGUAGACUGUGAUUUUAAU
Molecule: messenger RNA, 650 nt
Organism: Cylas formicarius (sweet potato weevil)
Lineage: Eukaryota; Metazoa; Arthropoda; Insecta; Coleoptera; Brentidae
Product: A-kinase anchor protein 14-like
Exons: 2
Coding region: 34-636 (200 amino acids)
Source: RefSeq, a predicted model, not a curated record